This is a messenger RNA of Alligator mississippiensis (American alligator), 2287 nucleotides long. Its product is annotated as perilipin-3-like. Gene Ontology annotation, biological process: lipid storage; positive regulation of triglyceride storage. The transcript is spliced from 6 exons. Bases 144 to 1190 code for a protein of 348 amino acids. Lineage: Eukaryota; Metazoa; Chordata; Crocodylia; Alligatoridae. Gene Ontology annotation, cellular component: lipid droplet; cytosol. The record is from RefSeq and is a predicted model, not a curated record.
GUUGAGGCAGGUGGUGGUGUUGCUGCAUGGUGAGAGAUUUUGGGUUUGGGUUGUGUGUGGUCUGCUCUGAGCUGUGAAGGUGUUUAUAUCUUUCCAGUUGCUUUUCUUGGUUUCUGGGUUUUCAGUGACUCUAUUCCCCUGCCAUGGCCUCCAAGGACAGUGAUCCCCGGGCUGCCAUCUCUGAGCCCCAGGGGCAGAAGCAGCAGGUGCCUGCAGAGGCCAAGGACCUGGAUGCAGCUCCAGUGGCAGUGGCCAAGGAUGCUGUCUGCAGCACAGCUGCUGGGCCCAAGGCUGCAGUGUCCAGCAUGGUGGAUGUAGCCAAAGCAGCUGUCCAGGAGGGUGUGGAGAAGACCAGAUUGGCAGUGACCAGCAGCGUGGAUGCUGCAGCGGGCUUGUCUGUGGGCCAGAAAGUUACAAGUGACCUGGACCUGGUGCUGGGGAAGACAGGGCAGUGGGUGGACCACUACCUCCCCAUGACGGCUGAGGAGCUGGCUGCACUUGCUGCCUCUGUGCAAGGGGCAGAGGUGGCUCCACUGGAGCAGCAGAAGCAGCAGCAGAGCUACUAUGUGUGCCUGGGCUCCCUCUCUACUCGCCUGCAGCAGCGAGCCUACCAGCACUCCCUGAGCAAGAUGAGGAGUGCCAGGCAGAGCGCCCUGGAGGCCCUGGUCCAGCUGCAGCAAGCUGUGGACCUGAUUGGCUCAGCCAAGCAGACUGGGGAUCAGAUGGUGCACGACAGCCAGGAGAAGCUGCAGCAGCUGUGGCUGGAGUGGCGCCAGGGCCAGCCAGGAAGCCAGGAGGGGGACAGCACCCCACAGCCUGAGGAGAUGGGAUCCCAGGCUCUGGCCACUGUCCAGACCCUCCUCCAGCAAGAGCAGGAUGCCUGGCAGAGCCUGAUAGCCAGUAUCCAGGGGCUGCCAACCAGCAUGCAGGAGCAGGUCCAGCAGGGCUGCCAGCACCUGGGGGAGCUCCAGGCUGCCUUCUCCAGUGCCCCGUCCUUCCAGGAGCUGCCUGAGGGGCUGCUGAGCCAGAGCAGGGAGAAGCUGGCCAAGGCCCAGGAGUGCCUGGAUGAUCUGCUGGAGUAUGUGAUUAAGAACAUCCCCCUGACCUGGGUUGUGGGGCCACUUUCUCCUGCUGGAGGCUCUGCAGAGCAGGUGGAGGAGCCUGCAGGGGAAGGGAAGGUGGAGCCCUGAAGAACUAAACCCCUCUUGGGUUAUGCCUAGUAAAGGGGUCCUUUCUCUCCAAGGGAUUUGAUUCAAGCUGUGAAGGUGGGGUAGUCUCAUCAUCUUCCUUCUGAUGGGCAAGUCUUUUGCCCUCCCCACUGAGCUGGGUAUUCACUUGGGUGUCCCAGAAAGGGCUGCCUUUCCCUGGAUGGCUCUAAUCCUGCUGUACCAAUUGGCCUGUCAGCUGCCUCCUGAUCGAAGGCUUCUUCUGCUCCAAAUCCCUUGCCUGCCUUGUGCCUGUUUGGUUGCUGGCUUAGUGUUGAUCACUGUUGCAUUCACAGCCUGUCCUGAACAUGUUCUUCCACCAAGUUGCAGGGAGGAAAGGAGUCCUCCUGAAGCAGUUUUGUAGAGGGGAUGGUUUCACCUGCUACUAGAAUAAAUGCUGCAUUUGAAAAAAUGCUCUCCUAAUUGGCUUCUAAUUUGUUGGUCCCCAGCAACUCCUGUUCCUGCAGUGUCUCCCUUCCCCAGUUGACUUCCUCAUCCUACUGCUGGAAAGGAAGCAGCUCAUUCUCUUUUUUUCCUCGUGGCCUUGUCUCACUUGUUCCAGCUUCCUGCGUUCUAUUAUUCCUUGCUCCUGUUGUGCUUCUCACUUCCUCCAGUUCGUUACAGGAAACAGGAGGAGGAAGCAAGGCACCUGGUGUCCCUCUGUGUUUUGCCCACUUCCAGGAAGCCUGCAGGAACUAUGUAUACUUUUUGCCCUUUUCCCCUGCCUUCCUUUCUUCCCUAGUGCAGCAACUCCUUUCCUUCCUAAGAAGUCUCGGGGCUGAAAGCAGGGCAUGUGGCUGAGAAGCUGGGUGGGGAUCUGCAUCUGAGGGCGGGAGGGCUUGGGGCUGGGACCAGGAUGAUGGGUUGGGAGAGCAUGGGGCUAGGGCCUGAGCAGGAGCCGUAAUCUCCUUGUUCCAUCCUUGCCUGUUGAACUGAUGCUGGUUGCAUGGUGGGCCGCAGCUCUGCCCCAAUCCAAUGCUGUUACAGCCCCAUAAUCACAACUUCUGGUCUCACUUCCUUUCCUGCUUCUGACUGCAGUUCUCCACCUGGCUACAGCCCUAUCCUAAUACCCCAACCCAUCU